Molecule: messenger RNA, 2064 nt
Organism: Penicillium odoratum
Lineage: Eukaryota; Fungi; Ascomycota; Eurotiomycetes; Eurotiales; Aspergillaceae
Exons: 5
Coding region: 1-2064 (687 amino acids)
Biological process (GO): positive regulation of GTPase activity
Cellular component (GO): cytosol
Molecular function (GO): guanyl-nucleotide exchange factor activity
Source: RefSeq, a predicted model, not a curated record
AUGUCACUCAAUGGGCUAAAUACAGGCCAUGAGUCCACACAGGACAGGUCAUUCUCAUCAAAAUUGGACCAGCCUUCUGUGGAUCAAGUUCUAUCAGACCUACCUGAUAUAUCCAGCUCGCUUCCUGUUCAGGACACCACAGUGGAUUCGCAAGAUCAAGAAGCUAUGUUUCAGGCCUUGAAAAAGAUCAUUGAGCAGGCCGAGCCGACGAGUGAGGUUGCUAACAGCUUUGACCUGAAAGAGCUUCAUGCUUCCUUGGGUCAGGCAGAGGAGGAGGCACGUCUGGGCCGACGAGAUGCCACGACAUUAGAAAGUGUGCAUACAACUCUGCAGCAACUAUGGUCAUGCAAUUCAAAUCUCAUGGCUCAAGCGGCCGAUGUUCUGGCUAAUGGGAGUCGAGACCCAUCAUGGAGAGCUCCAAUCGGCCAGUCUGGAAUCCUCAAGUUCUUUCUGGAUGUGAUUUCUUCCAAGCAGGAGCUUGACCGGGGAUUGUUAUUGCAUUCCUUGCGUUUGAUUGGCAACUCCUGUGCCGACACUGAUGAGAAUAGGGAGAUCGUCGUAAAGGAGAAUUACACUCUUGCUAUAAUCCGGCACUUCCUCAAUCCGGACUUGAUUAUGGUGGCUAUUCCUGUGAUCUAUAACAUCUGCAUGGAUUAUGAGCCUGCGCAUACCCAGAUGGCGGAAAAUCGGUCCGCAUAUAUCAUAUUGAGAUUACUUAGAGAUGGCGUUAUUGGAGACAAUGAGGCUCUACUAGGCUUCUCAUAUGACCUGGUCGAACUAGCCUCCGAGCAAGCACAAGGCGUUGAAAACUCACCCGAUGGAACGAUUUUGCUCCUUAUGGAGCUUGCUUUGAACGAAGAUAUAGCCUUUGGGCACUACGCGUCCCUGGUGAACUGUCUAUCCGCUUAUCUGGAAAAGGAGCGAUUCCAGAAUGCUUGCAUCUCCAACAAAAUGGUGGAGAUGUUGCUUUCUGUUCUGCACCGAUCCAUUUCCAUCGAAAUUGACAACACUUCCAAGGAAGAUGUUCAAGCUCUGGCCCAGUCGCGACUGAAGACUAACCAGGCGUUGUCUGAUGUCUCGGCCUCCCCGCUGUUUGCAGAACACUACCCCCUCGAUUCCACCCUAUCGCAGACGCUCAAAUCGUGGAUUGUGGCCGACGAAGAUCAGCUUCAGAUCUGUGCUUGUGUGAUGCUGGGAAAUCUGGCUCGAUCUGAUGAGGUCUGUCGAGUGAUGGUGCGGGACUUGAAGAUCCACGAGGAACUCAUCGCUGUUCUAAACAGUGAUGCCCGGGGAUCAGUUUUGCACUCUGCUCUAGGAUUCCUCAAGAACCUAGCCAUUGCUGGUGAUAAUCGUGUCAGCCUGGCCGAGGCUGGAAUUAUUCCCGCUGUAUCAAGCUUGUGGGCCUUUGAUUCUGUUCCACAGGUGCAGUUCUCAGCCGCAACGAUUGCCCGCCAGGUCAUCAUCUCGUCGAUGGAGAAUAUUGCCAGGUUGCUGUCCCCGCUGUCAGAUGACCCUGAUUCUCCGGCUCACCGAAGGACAUAUUUGUCAUUGCUUCUCGCUCUCUUUGAGAAGUCUGAUUCCGCACCAAUCAAGACUGAGAUUGGGCGUGCUAUCGCUUCAAUCUGCCGAACCCUCACCCCUAAGACCCGCGAAGGUGACGAACAAGCGAGCGCCUUGUUGGACACACUGUAUGACUUGCAUGAGGGUGUUGCCCGCCCAAUCGGUGCCAUGAUUACUCAGACUCAAUGGCCCGUUGUUCGAAGCGAAGGAUGGUUCGCGUUAGCCUUGAUGGCGAACAACAAAUCUGGUUGCAUGGCAGUGGCAGACUGCCUGCAGAACGAGGAAGUGUUGGAGCUACUGAAGAAGACCCUGAGCAACGAGUCCUCGGGCGAAGAUACCGAAGAAAAAGACCCGUCUCAGGUAAUUAAAGACCGAGAUAAUGUGUUUGUUCUUGUUCAAGAGUUGCUGAAGAACGAGUCUGGAGCACUCCCGGUCGGUUACCGCAACACCUUGGAGGAUUUGGUCAACGAACAUGCUUCGCAGUUGAAAAGCAACGCUACCUAA